GGGAGGAAAAGAAAUUAGAUCUAAUGACAUGAACUCCGGUAGAUAAAUGUGGAAUAUAUAAAACUUGGCGCAUCGAGCACAAGAAAACUGAAAAAAUAGAGUGUACUUUCAAUUUAGCCUGGAAGGAAUAGAGCCGAUGGCAUGAAUCCAAAGCAUGUUAAUCCUUUAUUAGUCCUAAGCCUAGCAUCAGCAUAACUAAAGGUGAGUUGUUGCCCUUUCCAUAUAUCUCUAUCGGAGAAAAAGCAGAGCCUUGAGAGCAAUGAACAGGAGCUCCUUACUAAGAGUCUAAGAUAGGCUGUAGGUUGCCUCAAUACUAAGAAAUAACCUGGAUAUGAAUGACAACAUGGAGGUAACCGACAACUAAAGCAGAUCCAGGAAAAGCAAAAGCAACAUGAAGAUGGCAGACGGAACUUUCAAUCAGCCCAUCCCUAAUUAUAAGGGAUGCAUCGGAGAUGGACACUCAAGUAGUCGCAGAUCAUGUGGCGGUUGUCCCAUUAGUCCAGCACUUCUCAGGAUAGUCUAGAACCGAAGAUGAUGACCCAUCCAUGGCUCAUCUGAGGCUUGAAUGCCCAACACGAUACCGAGAGGAGCAAUCGGAGAGGUUACCAAGGGGGCAGCGAAAUACCUGUGAAGCGGAGUGGCUGGAGAGGUUACCAAGGGCGCUGGAUGAAACCUGAUCACCUGACCGGCGGCAGCGCUGCUUGCUUUGCUAGGUUUCCGACUCCCCCGAUCUGCUCAGGAUAGUCAGAGAAGAUAAACAUUUUUGUACCCCCGAUCCGAUUGACCUCUGAGAGCAAAUCAUUGUACCUUUUUUAGAGCAAAUCCUUGUACUUGAACUCUGCUGCUGCCAGAUUCGCGGCCGGCAACCCGGCACGGUGCUUGCAGGAGAUCGCGGUGCCGGCCAUGAGGAAGAGAGAGAUGGGCAUGGUCAUCUGCGCUGCUAAGGGAGAUUCGGCCAGUGUGAGAUUGGGGCAGUAGGGAUCGAUGAUAAAUUCGGAAACGUUAGCGGGAUCAAGGGGUGCACAUGGAAGGAUGUUACCGAGCGGGGAGGUCACAAUGGAGUGGACUGCGGCACAUAGCAGCGGGCAGACUCGCGUGGCGGCAUCGCGUGCUGGCUGGUAGAGGCCGACGGCGUGCAGGAUCGAGGCGGCGGCUGCGGGGAGACUCGCGUGACGUCUGUGGCGUGGGCGUCGUCUUGGUCGUGCUCCUGCGGCGGCCGGUCGUCGUGGUUGACCUCUUGCGGCAGCCGGUUGUUAUGGUCGAGCUCCCAUGGAGGGAGAGGGCGGCGGAAGAAGAUGGUUGGGAGCCGCGGAUGGCGGCGCCCAUCAGAGACAUGGGAGCUCGCCAUCGACCAUGAAGAGAGCGGCGGCGCCCAACCCUAGUUCGCGAGAGGGAGAUUGUGAAUCCACGGAUCCUGACUGGUGGGGCGACUGUUGGUUGAAUUGUUGUUUUUCAAGGGACUUGAAUGCAAAAUUGACGAGUGGGCGACGGACGGGUGACGACCAAAAUCUUGACGUAUUGGCAGAAUAAGGAACACAUUCCUCCUUUUUAAGUAGUGUAGAUACUAUUUAGUAGGUAAAUAGAUAUAUCCGAAUUUUAACAAAGUUGGGAGAAUUUUGGUGGAAAGGAGGGAGUACAACUCUUGUCUCACCACCACGACGAACUAACGUAACCAAUAGAACUCUCCUUUACCUGCAAGGAAAAAAUCGUGUAGCCGUCAAACAACUCUGUUGCUUGUAAUGGAAAAGAGAGAUCGAGAGAGAUUGCGAUUCCUACCGUGCCUGCCUAUAUAUUACCGCCACAGGAGUUCGGACAGCUCACGUACUGCACGCGAGAGUGCCGCCGCCAACUCCGACGACGAGCCACACCCCCACCUGCGAAGACGGCUGCCUACGGGAGAUCAGGAAGAGAUGCCAUCACCAAUGACUUGCGAUCACGUGGACACGGCUUCCGCCGGCGAGGAAGACGACGGGCUGACGGGUCUCCCCGACGACGUCCUCCUCGACAUGGUGCAGCGGCUGGUGAAUGUUGGCGACGUCCACACGGUCGGCAAGACCUGCCUCCUCUCGCGCCGGUGGAGGCAUCUGCCUAGGUACCACAUCCCCCACGUCUCCCUUGACGUCGGCGACUUCUUCCUCGCCUCCGGUUGGUGCCCCGCCGAGGUGGCGCGCGCACGGCGUGGCCGCAGGGACUGGUUCCUGCCCUGCCAGCACCAUGCCAGCCAGGGCCUCGUCCAGUCGCUGUGGUACUUCCUCGAGGCUCCGCCAAGCGUGCGGGUCAUCGAGACGCUCAAGCUAAAGAUGAUCCUCACCAAGUACGAGCUGCUGCGGCGCGUCGGGAGGCUCGUCGGCGAGGCGGCCCGCUGCGGCAGGAUCAAGGCCAGCGGCGCCAUCGAGCUCGAGCUCCUCACGGAGAGGCGCGACCUCUGCGGAACCUGGGAUGCCACGGCCGAGCUCAUGCUCGGCUACGGCGCGCGUUUCACGCAGUUCCUCCGCGGCUGCCCGCGCGCGUUCCGGGUGCUCACCAGCCUCGCCGUCGAGAACCUCAGGUUCACUGACCCCGACGCCAUCACAAACCUCGUCCGCCACUGCUGCGCCCUCGAGUUCCUGUCCAUGCGCUUCUGCGGAUUCGUGCCGCCCACGACGGUCAUGGUCGUGGACGCGCCGCCCGAGUCGCGGCUCAGGACGCUUCUGUGCCUCGAGUGCAACGUCCCCGGCAUCACGAUCCUGCAGGCGCCCAGCCUCGUCGAGUUCUACUGCGGGUGGCGGGUGCUCGUCGAGGAGGACGAGGGAGCACAGCCCCCGCCAGCGUCCUUUGGGUGCACGCCGCAGCUCAAGAAGCUCACACUCCAAUACGAGCAGUACGAAGAAGCCUACGACGACGAGGAGUAUCAUUCAGAGUGGAGGCUCAGCGAGUUCCUCAUGCUCGAGCCCCACCAGCUACAGGUGCUAACGCUCUCAUUUGAAGCUACCAAGAUCUGGGUGCAACCAGAAUACCCAAAAUAUUUGAGGCCCGCACUCGGCGGGCUAAAGGAGCUCAAUCUAGAGAAGAUCCAUCCUACCAAUGACUUUACGUGGCUCGUCUUUCAUCUACUUGGAGCUGCACCACGCUUGCAGACUCUUCACAUCGAGGUCUUCAACCACGUGUGCCACCCCGACUGGCACAAGAAACUCGACAUAGAGACGGACACGGUGUGCAUGCCGCCGCUCGGGUUCAAGCACCGCCGCCUGAAGGAGGUGUCCAUCCGCCGCGCGUUCCAUGUGUUCAAGGACAUGCCAUUCGCGAGAAGGAUCUUGGAGAUGGCUGUGAAACUGGAGAAACUUACCCUUGGCGUGGAGGACUUGGGCUGUGACGGUUGCACGGUCACGUUGCCGAGAUGGCCGGCUCUAGCCAGUUCUAGGCACACGUUCAACAGAGCUAGCAAGGAUGUCGAUAUGCUCGUGGAGAAGCUGAAACAUGGCAUCGCCACGUCUGCCCAGAUACAAUUGCUUUGAUCUGAGACCGAUGAGAUUUUGCUUUAUGAUACGGAGUAUAUAUAUUGCCAUUGCGCAUCUGUUGGGGGAUUUUUGGUGUACAAGUAGUUGUUUCCUUACCCAGCUACUCGUACUGCCAGUUAAGUUAAGUUCAGAACUUUCAGGCACUAUUUAGAAGCAAAUUCAUUGCUCA
Messenger RNA from Lolium perenne, 3666 nucleotides. The record is from RefSeq and is a predicted model, not a curated record. NCBI's taxonomy places the organism in Eukaryota, Viridiplantae, Streptophyta, Magnoliopsida, Poales, Poaceae.